AUGGCCUUGGAUCAAGAACUACUUGUGUGCAAUGGGGCAGGAUUACAACAGUGUACAUCGGCUCUUUAUCCUCUUAAGGUAAGGCAGGUUGAGCCGAGACUUGGCCGUGCCUCGGCAAAGCUUGACUUGACUGCGACGGUGGCUGAGUGCCAGGGUCCAGACAUCCGGCCUGGGGCUGUGCAGGUUUCGCAUUCAUCGGUUAUUGCGAAGGGUCGCAUCAAGAAGGAGCAAUCCAAUCCAAUCCAAUCCAAGCCCUCCUUGUAUCCAAGGGUGGUCGUCCAUGUGGUUUCAUGGCUGCGCAGAGCCACGCAAGCCUUGGGUGUGUGGGCUAUAUUUCUAGUCGUAUAUACCGGUACACUUGAACAGUAUUGGGAAUCAAAUACGCCGAUAUCUCAUAAUCACAACCCGGCUUUAUGCGGAAUUACCAGCACAUGCCAACUAGCGUGCCCCUGGCCGCCUGAGCCCUUCCACUACUCCAUCCAGUCUCCCAGGACCCGCGACGCAGAGAGGGGACGGGUCUUUGCACCGGACGCCGCUGAAUGGCCCAUCCAAAGCGCCUAG
Amorphotheca resinae ATCC 22711 is the source of this 561-nucleotide messenger RNA. RefSeq lists its product as hypothetical. The transcript has 4 exons. Bases 1 to 561 code for a protein of 186 amino acids. The record is from RefSeq and is a predicted model, not a curated record. Lineage: Eukaryota; Fungi; Ascomycota; Leotiomycetes; Helotiales; Amorphothecaceae.